Messenger RNA from Cajanus cajan (pigeon pea), 2098 nucleotides. RefSeq names its product Transmembrane Fragile-X-F-associated protein. Lineage: Eukaryota; Viridiplantae; Streptophyta; Magnoliopsida; Fabales; Fabaceae. The record is from RefSeq and is a predicted model, not a curated record.
AUUUUUACUAUUAAAAAUGUUCACAGGUUGUGGAACCCGUUUUGGUAAUGGUAGAUUCCCAUCUUUAAGGCCUUAAUUUGGGGGGUUGUUAGCUGUGUUAGUUUGCCUCCUUUCUCCAUCUCUAUUUUGGUGUGGCUGGAGGAAUUUUGAUUCGGUGGUUGAGCUGGGAGAGUGGAGUGAAGUGAAGAUGCUCGUGAACUGAAGUUAUGGCCUACGCUGAAAAUAAGUACACUUCACUGUUGUGUAAUAACACUUGGUAGACCAAGAGUGUGCAAGCUUCUGCUUCAAUUGGAGUGAUGUCUGCGAGUUAAUAAGCUAACUAAAUGAUUACCUGACAAUACAGAGUGGGGCCGUGGUUAGGUUAAGACGUGAGUGGUUAGAAAGAUACUCCAUUGGUAGUGAAAUGUAAAAGUGAGGCUUCAUAUCAUCGUGUGAUGUUGAGCCUCAAAAAGUCAAUAGUAUGUGAAGGAUAAUAUUUUCACCUCUAUGGAUGUUCCAUGGUGUUGUGGCUCGAGGAAGGUUUUCAUUACCUGCGCCAUCUGCUCCACGUAAUCGAAAUUGGGCACCAUGCCAUGCCGUUGUUGCAACGCCAUUGCUUAUUGCAUUUGAAUUGCUCCUUUGUAUAUAUCUUGAGAGCUUAGAUGUUCGUGGAUUUGCAGCAGUUGAUCUAAAGAUAGUGUUUCUUCCCUUACUAACAUUUGAAAUCAUUAUUCUCAUUGACAAUUUCAGGAUGUGUAAGGCUCUAAUGCCAGGGGAUGAAGAAAACAUGAGUGAUGAGGCAAUAUGGGAAACUCUUCCUCACUUUUGGGUUGCAAUCUCUAUGGUGUUCUUCAUUGCUGCUACUGUCUUCACACUCCUGAAACUGAGUGGUGAUGUAGGUGCUCUGGGCUGGUGGGACUUGUUUAUUAACUUUGCUAUUGCUGAGUGCUUUGCUUUCCUUGUAUGUACAAAGUGGUCCAAUCCAGUCAUUCAUAGAAAUUCAAGAGAAGCCAGUAGUUCAUCUUCUACUACGAUUAGAUAUCUUGACUGGAACAGUGGUUUAGUGGUUUCUACAGAGGAAAAUCAAGGGAGGAUGUGUAGCCUGCAAGACAUAGGAGGUCAUUUCAUGAAAGUGCCAAUUAUUGCAUUCCAGGUUCUUCUUUGUAUGCAUCUAGAGGGAACACCUGCUUGUGCUAUAUAUAUACCUCUUCCAGUUCUUUUUUCCCCCCUUUUCCUACUGCAAGGAGCUGGUGUACUGUUAUCUGCAUCUAAAUUAGGGGAGAAACUUGUGCUUCUUCUACGAAGUGGAGCUGGUGGAGGAAUAUAUUUUAGAUUUUCUUCAAGAUUUCAUGAUUGCUUGGGGUUCUUGCAUCAUGGUUCUAGAUUAUUAGGUUGGUGGUCAAUUGAUGAAGGGAGUCGGGAAGAACAAGCACGACUAUACCAUGAGGGAGCAUCUGGGUAUAAUACGUUCUGUGGUUAUCCUCCAGAGAUUGUUAAGAAAAUGCCAAAAAAGGAACUUGCUGAGGAGGUUUGGAGACUCCAGGCAGCUCUUGGUGAACAGACUGAAAUUACAAAGUACAGCCAACAGGAGUAUGAAAGACUUCAAAAUGAGAAAGUGCUAUGCAGAAUCUGUUUUGAGGGAGAGAUUAACGUUGUAUUGCUCCCAUGUAGGCAUCGUGUCCUUUGCAGCACUUGCUCUGAGAAGUGUAAGAAGUGCCCAAUUUGCCGCGACUCUAUUGCUGAGCGUCUGCCAGUAUACGAUGUUUAGAUGUUAACUUGGUCAAGUUUUUUGUGUUAAAAGACCACCAGAAUAGAAGAAAGGGACUAGAGAACAUGGGUUUAACAGGGUGAAUACUUGGUACAGUUUUCGCGGUGACAUUAAUUCGACGCCAACUUGUUGACUGUCUAAUACAAACAUCAAAGGAUAGGAAGAAGAAUAGUGCAUCCACUAAACAUACUUUGGAUUUUUAAUUUGAUUUGUUUGCAUUCACUCUCUUAUGUAAUUUGUAUAUAUAUACUGGCUUUUUACAGGCUCUAAAAGUGAGUGUGAUGAGUGUUGAAUUAUAGUCUCUCUUCAGUUCUUUGGUAUAUCAGCGUGCGCUGGGCAUCUUUUUCUUUC